Molecule: messenger RNA, 1950 nt
Organism: Aspergillus heteromorphus CBS 117.55
Lineage: Eukaryota; Fungi; Ascomycota; Eurotiomycetes; Eurotiales; Aspergillaceae
Product: MFS sugar transporter
Exons: 4
Coding region: 1-1950 (649 amino acids)
Biological process (GO): transmembrane transport
Cellular component (GO): membrane
Molecular function (GO): myo-inositol:proton symporter activity
Source: RefSeq, a predicted model, not a curated record
AUGUUUGGAAAGGAGGAGCCCAAAGCCUUCAAGGCUCCCAUCCAGACCCCGUCCGAGACCAUCGACUAUAAUCUCGAGCCCAAGGAGCCCGAGCCCCCCCGUGUGCAUCGCGCCUUUGGCAACGCCGCCGAGCGCGCCCGCCGCAACCUCAACGCCAAACUCGCCAACCCGCUCGCUGGUUACACCCAGGACGAGCUGCGCCAGCAGGGCAUCAACUUCGCCAUCACCCACCAGAUUGGCGACGAGGAGGAUAUCCGCGCCUUUGCCAUGGGCGCCAUGCUGGCCCAGGUCCCCGAGAAGUUCGCCGAGGUGCCGGGUCUGACCCCGGAGGAGAUGGAGGUGCUGCGGAACGAGUAUGAGCACCGGUGGUCGCAGCCCUGGACCAUGUACCUGGUCAUCGUGCUGUGCUCGCUGUCUGCGGCCGUACAGGGAAUGGAUGAAACCGUGGUCAACGGUGCUCAGGUGUACUACAAGUCCCAAUUCGGCAUCGACGCGGGCAGCACCUCGCGGGCCAACUGGCUGUUAGGUCUGGUGAACUCGGCUCCGUACAUGUGUUGCGCCGUGAUGGGGUGCUGGCUGACCGUGCCGUUCAACUCGUGGUUCGGCCGCCGCGGCACCAUCUUCAUCACCUGCUGCUUCUCGGCCAUCACCUGCCUCUGGCAGGGCUUCGUCAACACCUGGUGGCACAUGUUCAUCGCGCGCUUUGCGCUGGGCUACGGCAUCGGGCCCAAGUCGGCCACCGUGCCCAUCUACGCCGCCGAGACCGCGCCGCCGCCCAUCCGCGGUGCCCUGGUCAUGCAGUGGCAGAUGUGGACGGCCUUCGGCAUCAUGUUUGGCUAUGUCGCCGACCUCGCCUUCUUCCAGGUCGAGGACCCGCCCGGCGUGGUCGGGCUGAACUGGCGUCUGAUGAUGGCGUCCGCCAUGGUGCCCGCCCUCUUCGUCUGCUGCUUUGUGUUCACCUGUCCCGAGUCGCCCCGUUGGUACAUGACCCGCAACUGCUACGACAAGGCGUACCAGUCCAUGUGCAGUCUGCGGUUUAUCAAGGUCCAGGCUGCCCGCGACAUGUACUACAUGCACACGCUGCUGAUGGCCGAGACCGACAUGAAGCUGGGCCAGAACAAGCUGAUCGAGCUGAUUGCCGUGCCGCGAAACCGGCGCGCCAUGAUUGCGUCCGAGCUGGUGAUGUUCAUGCAACAGUUCUGCGGCGUCAACGUAAUCGCGUACUACUCCUCCGAAAUCUUCCUCGACACGGUUUCACCAGACGCGCAACUAACGAUCUCCAACCAACGCAAAGCCCUCGCGGCCUCCUUCGGCUGGGGUAUGAUAAACUGGCUCCUGGCCAUCCCGGCAGUCUACACGAUCGACACCUUCGGGCGACGCAACCUCCUGCUAACCACCUUCCCCCUAAUGGCCCUCUCCAUGUUCUUCACGGGCUUCAGCUUCUGGAUCCCAGAAGACACGCACCAAUCGGCGCGAAUGGGCUGCAUCGCACUCGGAACCUACCUCUUCGGAGUCGUCUACUCGGUUGGCGAAGGCCCCGUGCCCUUCACCUACUCCGCCGAAGCCUACCCGCUAUACGUGCGCUCGCACGGCAUGGCCCUCGCCACCGCCACGACCUGGUGCUUCAACUUCCUGCUCGCCAUCACCUGGCCCUCCCUCCGCGCGGCAUUCACCCCCCAAGGCGCGUUUAGUUGGUACGCCGCCUGGUGUAUUGUGGGCUGGUGGCUGAUUCUGAUGUUUAUGCCGGAGACGAAGGGGAAGACCCUUGAGGAGUUGGAUCAGGUGUUUUCCGUCCCGACGAGGUUUCAUGCCGCGUAUGGCUUGAGGCAGAUUCCGUAUUUUAUUCGCAGGUAUAUCCUGCGGCAGGAUGUUAAGCCUGAGAUUUUGUAUGAGAGGGAGGAUGAGGUGAAUACUGAGGCGGGGUUUAAUUUGGCGGGGGACGGGGCGUGA